Molecule: messenger RNA, 1242 nt
Organism: Ipomoea triloba (trilobed morning glory)
Lineage: Eukaryota; Viridiplantae; Streptophyta; Magnoliopsida; Solanales; Convolvulaceae
Exons: 1
Coding region: 1-1242 (413 amino acids)
Source: RefSeq, a predicted model, not a curated record
AUGCCACCUGCAGACCGGGAAGAGCAACCGCGAGUCAGCGUUCUAGACAGAAUCGACCCACCGAUGGAAAGAGGGCGCAGGUCGUUACACUUGCCGACCGAGAGCGAAGCUGAUUUGAGUGAGGCCAGUUCAUCAGAUUCCCGCCGCCGUAGGCACCGUGACCCAGCCCGUUCCUCCGGUCUCUCGCGGGGAAUAUUGGACCAAGUCCGGGCCGAAUUCAACCGAUGGAAGCAGGAGCAAGGGGAUGAUCGAACCAUUGACCGGGCAAGUAAUUUGCUCGGAACGCCCUUUACUCAGGAGCUCAUGAGUCAGCCUUACCCAAUCGACCUACGUGUUCCCGGGGAUAAGGAGUACUCCGGCAGGUCGGAUCCCGAGCAGCAUGUGAACCUCUACUACGGCAACAUGCUCAUGAUGGGGGUGUUCGAGGCCGUAAUGUGCCGGGCGUUUUACUCGACGUUGACCGGGCGAGUAGCAGAGUGGUUCCGUACCUUGGAGCCAGGUUCAAUUUCGAAUUUUCGAGAUCUAGCACAGAGAUUCGUCGACCGCUUCGCCAUGUCCAAAACUGUCAAGAAGCAUUUCUCCCAUCUGGAAAACGCCAAGCAGUUGGAUGGUGAACUGCUCUCCGUCUUCAUCGAGAGAUGGAAUAAGGAGAUGGCUGAGAUUGAGCCCGUCGACGACGUCACCGCUACAAACCUGCUGCUAAACUCUUUGAGAGCGGGAAAUCUAUACCAAGAUCUCAUACUCCGGCCGCCGACCUGUUACGAGGACGCUGUGCGCAGGGUGGUCGCCCACGCUACUUCCACGGAAGCGAACUCGGCCAAGAGGAUGAUGGAGACAGGGGGGCCGAGAAGGGACCAAGGCCAGAGAGAUCGUCGCCCUAACAACCCGCGACAAAAAGAUCGUGACGGAAACCCGAUCUACACCCCGUUGACUAGACCGGUGGCCGAAGUCCUACAGUUCGCUCAGAAUUGUCAUCUAAUCCAAUUGCCUGCUUCGGCGAGAGAUGGCCCGGACAAGGACAAAUAUUGUGCAUAUCAUCGCAACCGGGGGCACGACACCGAAGAGUGCCACGUACUCAAGGGCUUGAUCGAAGACCUCUUGCAGACCGGUGAAUUGGCCCAGUUCGCGGAAAAGAAGAAGAAAGGCCGGCGGGGGUGGAGAAAGUAUUUCAAGAAAGAUAAAGAUAAGAAAGACAAAGAUCCCGACCUAGACAGGGAGCCACCAACAACCGCUCGGAAGUAG